Trachemys scripta elegans is the source of this 2410-nucleotide messenger RNA. RefSeq names its product protein mono-ADP-ribosyltransferase TIPARP-like. Gene Ontology annotation, molecular function: metal ion binding; NAD+ poly-ADP-ribosyltransferase activity. NCBI's taxonomy places the organism in Eukaryota, Metazoa, Chordata, Testudines, Emydidae. The record is from RefSeq and is a predicted model, not a curated record. Bases 200 to 1558 code for a protein of 452 amino acids. The transcript is spliced from 6 exons.
GGAACUGAUCUCUGUGCAGGAGUCCGUUUCUGAAGGAGAAGCCAGAUUGCAAGAACAAGAUCUUACCACAUUUUUCAAGGAGUUGGGUUCCUCCAAAGAACUGAACUGCUCUUUACAACUCCACUGCCCUUGAGAUCUGAGAGCUUCUUCAGCCAGUGGGAAACCAGUUCCUAAGACCACAAAUAGCAUUGUCUUCUCAAUGGAUUUACAGAAUGAGAGGAGGUCUCCAGAGCACUUAGCCAGUGAAGAUGGGGCCCAGUUCCAUAUCCAUCAGGCAGAUGGGAUCAGAAUCUGUGAUCACUUCCUCCUAGGAAACUGUCCUGAAGGAGCUGGCUGCCCACUCCACCACACUCGCUAUCCCUACCACUGGCAGUUAAGGCGGAGCGACAACAAAGCCUGGCAGAGUUUGAGUGACUCAGCUCAGCGGCACCUGGAAAAUCUUUACUGCAAUGUUAACAAAAGUCAUGCUCAUUUUUUGGACAACAAUAAUUCUUCUGGGAAACUUGCCCUGACUUCCUUGGAAGUGAUAACCUCUGAGACCUAUGACAAAGCGAGGCGUCUUUCCAACACCUGCGAUCCACAGCAGAACCCCCAUUUCCCCACACAGUGGGCAGUGUUUUGGAAAAAUGGUGAUAAAUGGAUAAAAUACGAGGAGCCCAUCUUCAGUGAUCUCCUCUCUGCCUUUGAGGAGGACAAGGAAUUGCACAACUUCGAGCUCCGGGGCAAGCACUACAGCGUGGAUUUGAAGAGGUUUGUGCAACAUAACAUGGAACGGGGAUACGUUCGCCACAUCCAGCGCCGGCCUUCCUACCGAUCACUCCUCAGUAUGAUGCCAUACCUGCAGAUGAUACCAAGUAAUGCCAGUAUACCCUCCUGUCCUACUCAUGACAUCCCUGGGGAAGAUCCCAUGGAUGGUUACUAUGGUCCAUACCCUGCUGUUUGGAUUCCACAGCCAACUGUUGAUCAGGCUUUCCUGCAAAUGGAGGUGACGCCAUCAGAAGCUGCAUACCGCUCUACUUGUGUUCUCUUCUACCAGUCUCUUCCAGAGGAUGAGGUCCUGGUGCUGGCAAUUUACAGGAUCCGGAAUGAAGAUCUCUGGCAAAGAUAUACCAACCGGAAAAAAUUCAUGACUUGGGGAAGAACAAAGCUUGAGAAACAACACCUGGAGAAGCACCUCUUCUUUGGAACCUCAGCCAGAAGUGUGGAGCCCAUUUGCAAGACAAACUUCAGCCAGUUCCUCCCGGAACAGCACAGCCCUAUUUUUGGCCAGGGCAUUUAUUUCUCAUUAAGAGCAGACUAUUCAAACAGAUACUCCCGUGCAAAUAAAGGUGGGAUGCGCUACAUGUUCCUGGCCAAGGUUUUGGUGGGCAAGACUGUGGCUGGGAGAGCACAUUAUCGCCGGCCUCCAGAACAGGAGCCUGGUGGGCAACUCUAUGACUCUUGUGUCAAUAGUGUGACCAAGCCCCAGGUGUACGUGGCCUUUGACAACUUCCAGUGCUACCCCUACUUUCUUAUCCACUACAAGCUCCUCUCUGACCCUGUGGUGCUGUACAGCUGAUGGCACCAGGAGGAGGGGCUUUUCUGCUUUCUCUGAAUCAUCCACAUAAUGACUUCUACCAUCAGAGCAUGAAGAGGGUUGGUUUUAGUCCUUCCCAUUCCUUUGACCUAUGCUCCUUGUAAAGGACUUUACAAACUGUUCCUGAGCAUACAGAGAGUGCUGGCUGCAAGUACAUGUAGGCUAGGAUUUUCAAAGGAGCUUAAGGGAAUUAGGCACCCAACUCCCAUUGAAUUAGAAUGGGAAUUUGGCACCUGAGUCCCAUUCAAAUUCAAUGGGAGUUGGAUACCUAGCUCUUAGAGUGGGAUUUUCAGAGGAGCCUUAAUCCUUUCGGUAUAGGAAAAACAUACCCAACUAAUUUCCACAGCAUUCCUCUACCACCUUCUUGAAUUCUCACUGAUGAUCCCCUCUAUUCUUUCCCACAAUCCACAUUUACCCACCUCUGACUUUACCCUGGUCACCUUCAAUUCAUUUCAUCAUCCAUCUAAAUAAGAAUGGCUGUGUAAGAUGUCCCUUCUGGAUUCCACUAAAAAAACACCACCACAUUUUGUACAUUGGCCAGAAGGAGGCAUUGUUGCAUGAAAUGAAGCCAUUCUUUCUCAUCCUGAUCUCUGGAGGGUCUUGUGGACCAUGAUGUGUUCCUCAAAUACAUUAAAAAUGCCACCCUUCUAUUUCUAUGAAAUAUCAACACCUUCCUCUCUCUAAAAACACUCCUCCCCAUGUGAGUUAGCUGUCAAUAAUGACUGUUGUUCAGUGAAGCCAGCUCUUAGUAAUUGCUAAAUUUUCUUGUAUUAAACACUUGUUUAAAUUACUACUACUAUAGUGGCUUUAUUUGUCGGUAAGGGGUUUUCUUGA